UUGUAAUCAUUUGGAUUGUAUUGUCCUGCUGCACAUUAGGUUUACAGCUUUUCUGAAUCCAAGUUUUAUUUGUUUUGAUCCCUCAAAUCUCACUUGUAGCAGCAUCAAGGUGUGCAAGGUUUGAACAGGCAUGUCUUUAAUUCACAGAAUUUCAAUUCCAAAUGGCAUUAGUUUUUAACCCUACUCGAUGAACUAAGUAAGUUUGUUCGAACCAACCAUAGUAAAAUUAUUCAAUUUUAGUAUGUAAACAUCUUGCCUCAGGCAUGGGCACUCGAUCUUCGCAACGUGUUUCAAAACCUACUAAUCCAAAGAAGGUCAAGAAAAAGGAAAGGAAUGCGGUAGAAGUACCAAGCAGAUUAGUACGCAUGAAGAAGUUCAUCGAAAUGCACAAACGAGCACAGAAAAUCACUCUCAUUUUGAUCGCUGUAUUUGGACUUCAAUGUGCUUACCUGCUGAAGUUGUUCAAACUCUUUGAAGAAAGCAAUAAUGAUCUAACAUGGGCAUCUUCGAAUGAUAUAAUCCCUACAAAACAGGCAGUUGUUCCCUGUUCGUCAAGUUAUUUAGAAGAUAUACAAGCUUUUAGUGGUUGCAUUCCCGCUCAAUGUGGUAGGGUUGUUGCUGACAAUGUGAUAACUUCAGCAGAAGCUGAGAUACUUCUAAAUUUGGCCAAGCGCGGUUUUGCCUAUGGUGAAUCUGAUGGUGGUGCAUCUAUUCUUGAUUUUCAUUCUGGUGCUCUAUCAAAAGGAAAAAAAUUUGUAAAUAUUUAUAGCCUUAUAAAAGCCUCCGAAUUAUUUCAUGAGGAAGAUAUUACAACCUACAGAUCCGUCCGGAGGAAAAUUCAAAACCUUCUUGCAAGUGCAUUUAAUAUCUCCGAGUCGGCAUUGUAUUUAACCCAUCCUACAUUUUUCUCAUUUCUCACCAACAAGGAUGCAGCCACUGUUCAUGAUGAAUACUGGCACACACAUGUUGAUAAGGAAACGUACAAAUCUUUUCAUUACACAUCACUGCUGUACUUGAACAAUUAUGGGAAAGAUUUUACUGGUGGUCGAUUUAUUUUUGAUGAACUUGCUAAUUACUCAACUAUACUUGAGCCCAAGAAAGCUCGCUUGUCAGGGUUUACAUCAGGCUGGGAAAACCCUCAUCAUGUUGAACGUGUCACAGGUGGUUCAAGGUAUGCAGCAACCAUUUCGUUCACCUGUAAUCCAAAAAAUGCCAUCAAAGACCCUGGUUUCAGAUAGAGUUGUCAACUUUUCUUCGGCGUUGUUGAUAUACUGCAGAAAAUGGAACUUUGUCUUUAUAACAAAAAAUUUGAAGCCUACUAAAAGAUACCCUCUCAUUACUUGCAAAUUAGCAUACAAAUUCUCCCUGAAUUUAUAAUGUAAGCCAGUUCAAGUUUGUUAAAUUUUCCAAAAAACUCGAUUAAAAAUUGUGGUUGAAUUAGAAACCAAUUUAAAAGUUGACCUCCCCCCACUCCCAUGAAUUUCCUUGUAGUAUGCAUUUGAAGCUUUUGUGCUGUUACAAGCUUAAUCACCAUAAGGUCUCUUAUAGUGUAUGAGUGUAAUGGCACAGCUAAAAGUCUUCAUGCUAUCUAAACUAAAACUAAAAAGUAUUUAUAAAAUGAAAUCCUCAGAAAGUUGUAGGAUAAAAGGAAAGACAGAAGUGCAUUCACCAGAAGAUUGUAACAAGUCAAAUAAGAGUAGUUUUCAAUUUAGGCGCAGCUCUUGCUAGUAGAAAAUGCAUUUCAUGCAUACAAGAAAAGGACAUUUUUCCUCAUGGCAUUGAGACACCUAUUUUAAAUUUUCUGUAAAUGCUCACGAGGACAGUUUCUUCCCCGCCUUUUGUCUGUUAGUGCGUAUUUUUCCCACAGGAAAUAUCUCAGCAGGCUCUUAAAGGAAAAAAGUACCCUCACUCAUUUAUGGCUCAUAGUAAAAUAUUUUUUGGAAAAGACAUUUUUAAUUCAACUGUUGCAUUUAAGGCGUGUAUUUUUCAAUUAAAAUCUACCUGUUAUAAACUCUGUUCAUAAACGAUGGAUACGUAAUCGAUCUAAAAAAAAGGUUCAGAUAAUUUUUAUUGAGAGUCUCGGCUCUGAUUGAACAUGCAUUUGAAAGCAUGCAUUCUGAUUGAACAUGCAUUUACAAUCGUUGACAUUGAACACCAAGCAAUUGUAAUAUGCAUAAUAUUAUGUGAACAGUCCUUUUUAGUAAGAGUAAAUUUACUUUAUGGCAUCAUAUUGUUGGACUAAUAUUUUUUCUUUUUUUUAGCUAUUUUUAGAUUUUUAGGUAAUUUUUUCUUUGCUCACACGGAACUCUCCUCAAUCAAGAUUCUCGAAUGUAAAGUAGCAUAUUCCCAAAAAAUCUAGAGAUGGCUAAAACGUAAAAAAAUAUUGGUGAAAAAAUUCUUGUCUCCUCUCACAACAUUGUUUUUCUAGAAUUCUUUUAUUGUGAAGAUUCAAUCAUUCAUAAACUAUGUGUGCCUAAUUAGAAACUCUGGGUAGAAUACCCACUGCUACAUUCUGCUCAGCUCCCGAGCAAGUCAUGAUUAAGUACAAAGGAACAGAGCAAGAUGUGGUUGUACUGUGGUCAUGGCUCUCUUCCCUAGUGUAGGUGUUUUUUUUUCAGUGGAAACAUAUAACUUGAGGAUCAAACAUUUCUUCCGGUAAAAUUCCAGGGACAGAAGUAUCCUGCCCAACAAAUGAAUGACAAGAGAUAUUUUCAAUAGUUUGAAGUGCCUUUUAAAAAAAUGAAUUUCAAACUCAAAUUAAAACGAAAAUUCUUUAGUCUUUUAUCAGAAAUAAAUGUAUCGAUUUUGAAACAUCAUACUACUUGAGUAAUUAUGUUUUAAAUGGUGCAUUUGCAAAAUGACAUCACAUUUUACCUAUUGUAAAAGUAUUUUUUCACAAACAUUACAUUUUGUUACCUACUGCAGGAUUUUUUUGUUUUUUUAUUAACACUGUAUCAGUUCAGUAUUAGGCUAGCUCACGGCCUAUAACUAAAACUAAGACAAAUUUAUUUGCAAAUUGCUUUCAUUUUUCUUUCUUAUGCAAAAUGUAUCCUGAAAGUUAAAAUCUUCAAAUUCUGUAGUUUUGUAAAACCUUUCUUAUCAUAAACAUGUUGCAGUCAAGCAUGUAAACAUUCCAAUAUCUAUUGUUAAUUGCCUUUAGGGUUUUGAAUUUGACAUUACUGAAAUUUGCUAAAAGAUUUAAAAGCUUUUAACAGUCAAAUUAGUAUAUUUUAGUAAUAGUUCUACUGUGUGUAUUUUUCAUAUUUUGAUGGGGAAACCACCAAAUUUUGUAUCUCAGUUUGUGACAUUGCAAAUUGCCUAAUUUUUUUUACUUUUUGAAAGAAACCUGAUGAUUACCGUUUUUGCACAAAA
This is a messenger RNA of Bemisia tabaci, 3372 nucleotides long. RefSeq names its product 2-oxoglutarate and iron-dependent oxygenase domain-containing protein 3. NCBI's taxonomy places the organism in Eukaryota, Metazoa, Arthropoda, Insecta, Hemiptera, Aleyrodidae. The record is from RefSeq and is a predicted model, not a curated record. Gene Ontology annotation, cellular component: membrane. Gene Ontology annotation, molecular function: L-ascorbic acid binding; oxidoreductase activity, acting on paired donors, with incorporation or reduction of molecular oxygen; iron ion binding.